AUGACGCCAGAGUUUUUAGAAGCUGAUUCAGAAGAAAAUGAUAAGACAGAAUGGCAGCAGGUCAUAGGAAGAAGCAGUGUGAUAUGUCAGUAUACAGAAGACAAGGAAUUUUUGAAUGAAAAUGUUAAUUUUGAUGAUCCUUUUUCAUUGUACCAGUUAUUUAUGUCAGACAAUGUUCUAGAAUUAAUAGUGAAUAAAACAAAAAGAUAUGCUGAACAAUCCAACAUUGGUGUUGAAAAUAAUUCUUUAUUCACUACCAGAAAACACCAACAAACCUGGAUGCCUGUUACAAUAGGAGAAAUAAAAAAGUUAUUGGCAUACUCAUUAUUAUAG
Molecule: messenger RNA, 333 nt
Organism: Stegodyphus dumicola
Lineage: Eukaryota; Metazoa; Arthropoda; Arachnida; Araneae; Eresidae
Source: RefSeq, a predicted model, not a curated record